UCCCCCUCUCUUUAUAACCUCCUCUUGGACAUGUCCCUCUUGCUUCACUUAGCUUGUUCCACCUGAACCUUUAUCGUCUUUUGUCUCGGGCUUUGAGCAAUCUCACAGAGAGAGAGAGAGAGAGAGAGAGAGAGAGAGAGAGAACGAACAAAGAGAGUUCUUUUGCAAAGUGUUCUGCUGGUUUAGUUAAAUCAUACACAGAAGAGAAGAUGUUGUGCUUGGUUUCUCGCAGUGGGAGAGAACUCCAGAGAUACCACAUGGGCCGUCGCCAAGUCGUAGGAUGCAUACCUUACCGAUACAAGAGGGAUGGAGAUGGAGUGGAGGGCGACGAACUAGAAUUCUUGGUGAUCAGUUCGCCGAAAGGUCAAGGGCUCAUGUUCCCUAAGGGAGGAUGGGAGCUUGAUGAAUCAGAGGAAGAAGCGGCUUCAAGAGAGUCUAUCGAGGAGGCCGGAGUUCUCGGUGAUGUCGAGUGUAAAUUGGGAAGAUGGAGCUUCUUGAGCAAGAGAUAUGGAACGUACUAUGAAGGGCACAUGUUCCCUUUGUUUGUCAAGGAAGAACUUGAUCUGUGGCCAGAGAAAAAGCUCCGCCAGAGAAUCUGGAUGACAGCAGCCGAAGCAAGAGAAGUGUGCAGACAUUGGUGGAUGAAGGAAGCCCUGGACAUAUUGGUCGAGAGGCUUGGCUCCAUUCCCCAACUCAAGAGAAAACCAGAAGCUAUCGUUCUGUAGAUAUCAGUCUUUGUUAAUUCUUUUUUGUUUUGCCCCCACACAAUUCUUGAAAGUACUGAAUAAAAGAAGAAUACGUUUUUUUCA
Syzygium oleosum is the source of this 809-nucleotide messenger RNA. RefSeq names its product nudix hydrolase 18, mitochondrial. NCBI's taxonomy places the organism in Eukaryota, Viridiplantae, Streptophyta, Magnoliopsida, Myrtales, Myrtaceae. Gene Ontology annotation, molecular function: pyrophosphatase activity. Bases 210 to 725 code for a protein of 171 amino acids. Gene Ontology annotation, cellular component: cytoplasm; nucleus. The record is from RefSeq and is a predicted model, not a curated record. The transcript has 6 exons.